Molecule: messenger RNA, 1715 nt
Organism: Chara braunii
Lineage: Eukaryota; Viridiplantae; Streptophyta; Charophyceae; Charales; Characeae
Source: the annotation of a GenBank genome assembly
CGCUAACUACCUACCGACGUGGUUUCCGAUUUACCAAUGAUCUUAGGGCCAAAAGGGCGUUACUUGACAACCCCCCUUGUCGGAAGAACCAGAGUUCCGUCAUCGGCAUCAUGGCUGUAAGAGUGCUGGAGCGUUACCCGACCGGGUUUUCAGACAUGGCCACGGCUGCACCGCUGCUCGGACUUGUAUGCAUCUGGCCGCAAUUCCGUCCAGAAAUAAGUAAGAAGGUCCUAUGCCUUCACUCCACGCUCAGCGAUCAUGACGUUCGUGUCGGUGGAGGGCAGAGCCGCACGGAGGAGGGCAGGGAGGAGGUGCCUCACGUCGCCAGGGCGGGAGACUCCUGGUGGGGUUUGCGGAGAGGAAGGGGAGAACCAGGAGUGUGGCAUCGUGGACUCGGUUCUUUUGCGGUUUCUUUUGAGGAGAGUGGGGAGGAGGUGAAUAGGGAGCAGAGAGGAGGACAGCAGAGGGCGUUCGCGAUGACGUCGUUCACGGGAACUCAGGAGCGGUGCAAAAGAUGCAGUAAGAUUGUGUAUUUUAUUGAACAGCUCCUGAUUGAUGAGCAGGUGUUUCAUAGGUCUUGUUUCAGAUGUCAUCAUUGCAAAAGGACCCUGAAGCUGGGAAGUUACGCCUCCCUGCAGGGCGUUCUCUAUUGCAAGCCUCAUUUUGACCAACUAUUCAAAAUGAAGGGGAGUUUCACCGAAUGUUUCCAUCUUCCUGAAGGCGUGAAGAGCCCUGUAUCGGAAGUCGACCCGCUUCGACGCUCCACUGGAGACCUGAAGCCGUCCAAGUUUUCCCAUUUCUUCUCUGGAACGCAGGACAAGUGCAAGGCUUGCAACAAGACAGUGUAUCCUCUAGAGAAGGUGAGAGUGGACGAAGUGGACUAUCACAAGAGAUGUUUCCGUUGUGCUCAUGGUGGCUGCACGAUCACGCCUUCCAAUUACACGGCAUUUGAGGGGCGGUUAUAUUGCAUGCAUCACAUGACACAGCUCUUCAAGGAGAAGGGAACGUACUGUUUGCUCAAGGAGAAACCACCUACUGGCUCGCCAAGGGGUACCGGAAGUGCUAGACCUUCUCCAAGGCCCAUCUCCAGUGCCAACAAUGGCGACAAGGGCGAGUCAACGUAAAGUCGGACUGUCGACAGUGCCAAACGAGAACCCGAGGCACCGAUUCCCGAUCGCGUUGUCUUCUUUUCAAACCACUAACUCCCUCCUGAUUAUCCUACCUGCCUACCAAUUGACGGUCAUGUUCCUGUCCCAUCACUUUGGGGACACUGCUUGUUGUACUUCCAUUCCACUUCUGUCUCCUUUGCCUGAAUUUUUUUGAAGUCCCAGACUGCUGUUGCCUCUCUUGUACCAGUUUGAAAUCCUCCCUCUAAAUCCAUCCUCCAACCUAACUGGCAAAUAGAAGAUACGAUAGAAGUGUCCUAUCGGUGUCCUAUAUUGAUGAGCAGGUGCUCUCUGGUUAGUAUGUGUUGCUAGUGAUGGGAUCAGCUUGAAAUAGCAGCACUGAUUGCAAUAAUGGUGGUCGGCUCGGGGAUUGAGAUAAUAACCGACUGAUUGCCAACAGAACUGAAUCCUAAGAGGGCAGAACGGGAAAAGAAUGUGCAUAGAAACGGGACUGGAACGUCAUGAUUAUAAUGGUGACGCUAUGGGGCAUGAUGAACAAAAUCAUGAUAAUGAGACGAUCCUAACAAUCAACAAAAUUCAUACGGACGA